Molecule: messenger RNA, 6526 nt
Organism: Mus pahari (shrew mouse)
Lineage: Eukaryota; Metazoa; Chordata; Mammalia; Rodentia; Muridae
Gene: Arhgef38
Product: Rho guanine nucleotide exchange factor 38
Exons: 14
Coding region: 126-2438 (770 amino acids)
Cellular component (GO): cytoplasm
Molecular function (GO): protein binding; guanyl-nucleotide exchange factor activity
Source: RefSeq, a predicted model, not a curated record
AGCCGGCACAGUCAGGUAACCCUGCGGUGAAGCUGUGUAGUUAGAAGGGGGCAGUUAGAUGCUGAGGUGCGCCCUGGGACUCUUAAGCAACCUGCAAACCUCAGAACUUGGUCUCUUUGCCUCCGAUGGAGCCCAGAGAAGCCUCAGGGAAGGAAACCAUGGGAAGUAAGAGGAAGAACUUGACCUUCCUGAGGUCCAGGCUGUAUAUGCUGGAGAGGAGGAAGACGGAUACUGUGGUGGACAGCGGUGUUUCUGGGGACCACUCCGGUUCCUUGAGGAGGAGCCAGUCUGACAGGACCGAAUACAACCAGAAACUACAAGAAAAGAUGACUCCACAGGCUGAGUGCUCCUCAUCGGAAACUCUCACCCCUGAGGAUGAGCAACAAGUGGAGAGGAUGAUGGCAAAGCGAGCCAAGAUCAUCAGGGAGCUGAUACAGACGGAGAGGGAUUACCUCACGGAUCUCGAGCUGUGCCUUAGAGAAGUGGUCCAGCCACUGAGAAGCAAACAGAUUGACAGGCUGGAUGUGGAGGGCUUGUUUGGCAACAUUGAAUCUGUGCAUCAGAUAUCAGCCAAGCUACUGUCCUUGCUGGAAGAGGCCACAACAGACGUGGAACCGGCCAUGCAAGUCAUCGGAGAGGUAUUCUUGCAGAUUAAAGGACCGCUGGAGGAUAUUUAUAAAAUCUAUUGCUAUCACCAUGAUGAAGCACACAGUGUCCUAGAGUCCUAUGAAAAGGAAGAGGAGCUGAAGCAACAUCUGAGCCACUGCAUCCAGUCCUUAAAGAAUAUAUAUAUGCAAGAAGGCAAGCCGAACCUGCUGGACAUGGGCUCUUUGAUGAUCAAACCCAUUCAGCGAGUGAUGAAAUACCCCCUGCUGCUGUGCGAACUCCGGAACUCGACCCCGCCCUCCCACCCAGACUACAGAGCCCUGGAUGAAGCCUUCACUGCUGUGAAGGACAUUAACGUUAACAUCAAUGAGCUGAAAAGAAGGAAAGACCUAGUUCUAAAAUAUAAGAAGAACGAGGAGGAGGAAUCCCUCAUAGACAAACUAUCUAAACUAAACAUUCACUCAAUUAGUAAGAAGUCAAAAAGAGUGACAAAUCAUCUGAAGAUCCUGACCAGAGGAGAGUCACAGGUGAAAGACAAUACCUUUAACAGAGAAGAAAAGCUUUUUAGGUCACUGGAAAAGACUGUGAGACUUUGUGUGAAGAACAUUUCAUCCUGCCUUCAGCACAUAGAGGAAGCCACGCCCUUCAUGCUGCAGAGUGGGGCGGAGCUCCGUGAGAUUUCAUACAAGGAUGGAGAGAAAAACGGCACAGAACCCCAGGAUCAGGCUUCAAAGCCCUGCCAAGACUUUGCAGCUCGUUCUCAGAGACUUAUCCUGAAUCCCCUGUCAGUCUUGCUGUCCUUAUUCCCCGGACCUCAGAAACUCAUCCAGAAACGCUAUGACAAACUACUGGACUAUAAAAGCUCCCUGCCCCGGUCAGCAACCACUGAAUCAGACUUAGCCAAACGAGAGUAUGAGGCCCUCAACGCCCAACUUGUGGAAGAGCUGCAGGCGUUCAACCAGGCUGCCAGGACGAUCCUGCUGAACUGCUUGUGCAGUUUUGUUACCCUCCUCCGGGACUUGAUGCAAGUGGCUCUGCAGGCUUAUUCCACAGUCAAGACGGUGCCACUGCCAGUCUUGGGCAUCUCAGAGAUUCAGAAUCAAGUGCUGGAAGAGGUUCACAACUUGAACUUUGUAAAGGAGAACAGUGCUACCUUCAUUGAGAGGAAACUUAGCUUUGAAAAGAAGAAGCCUGCACAGGUUCUGCCAGAAGUGCCACAUCAAACUGACGCUCACCGCUCCAAACUUUUGUCCACAUAUGGAGCAGAGGAACUCUACCGAGCUAAGCGCAAGUGUAAUGCCACCCAAGAGCAUGACAUCAAUCUUCUAGAAGGGGAGCUGGUCGCAGUCCUGGAACAGAAGGAUCCCCUGGGGAGUACAAGCAGGUGGUUUGUCGACACUGGAUUUGUAAAAGGCUACGUGUAUUCCUCCUUCCUAAAGCCCUACAACCCAGGGAAAGGGCAGAAGGUGGAUGCGGAGAACAGAUUCUGUGAUGACGAUUUCGAGAACAUCAGUCUCUUUGUGUCUUGCCGGCCAGCUGGUGACAGGGUCAGCAUAAGUGACAGCAGCUCAUCUCUUAGUGGCUCUUGUGGGAAGUUUGAAACAAAUGGUGCUGAUGAUGAUAAUUUUCAAGAGGUAGAUGAGCAGAUUUUCUAUGCCGUUCAUGCUUUCCAAGCUCGGAGUGACCAUGAACUCAGCCUUCAAGAGUACCAGCGAGUCCAUAUACUUAGAUUCUGUGAUCUAAGUGGGAACAAAGAGUGGUGGUUAGCUGAAGCCCAAGGUCAGAAAGGGUAUGUACCUGCUAACUACCUUGGGAAGAUGACGUACGCUUAAGAAAAUAAGCAACAUUUCCUGACAAGAUGCUUACUGACUACCUCAUAAAACCGACACUGAAGCUUCAAACCAGAAAGCAAGAAACCUCCAAACCCUAUGAACAGUGUAUCACGUUUUGAAGACAAACCUUGCUUCCUAGUAGGACAAUUUCAUUGAUGUAUAAAGAGUAAUUGUUGACAGACAUACUACCAACAAAAACAGCAGAGUAAAACUGCCUAGGCUCUGACUAUAUACUUAAAGGUAGAGAUCUUUUGAAAAGAUAUAUUUUCAUUUAUCAUCACCAAGAGAGUGGAUCCAAGAGUAAGGUUUUUCACUUUAUUGUAACAUUUUUUUCUGUACUUUGCCUUAAACAUAUUUUUCACAUUUCUUAUUUACACAUACACAUGUUUACAUGCUCACAAUAUAUUCUGCAGUUUAUACAGUAUGAGUACAAUACAGAUUAUACAUACAUGUAUAAGUCAAAGAAUAAACUAAUUACACAGAAAAAUAACAGGCAAUUAGAAGUCUUUAAUAUUGGACUCCAUUUUAAAUGCCUUUUGAAUUAAAAGGAAAACACAAGAUAUUAAUAAUAUCCAAAAUGUACUGUGUGUGCACUCCAUGAUGCACAUGAGCAUUUAAAUGAUUUCUAUAUCAUGAUUUAAUGCAACAUAAAGAGUAAGCACUGCUAGAAAGUGGUCGAGGUGGGUCAAACAGACAGCGUGGUUCCGAGGUCUGUUCCUACUGACUACACUGUAUGCUGCUUGAGUACAAAAGAGUGAUGUAAACAAGGGACCUGGAGGGGAUCCGACCUCUCUCAUUCACAUUUAUAUAUUUAACAACUUUUCAACAUGAAGGGCUUACAUAAGACAUGAGCCUGGGAGAGAAGAAUGAAGAGUCAAAAUUCAUUAUCUGUUCUUUUUGUUGUUGUGAUUAAGCAUUAUGAAAGUGUAAUGGUUUUAAAGCUGUCAUAAAUGACUGCUGAUGAGACUUUAAUGAAGAAACAGUUUUGGAUCACGUGGGCAGUGUCCAUUCCACUUCAGAGCCAAGAUAUAAAUACUUUUAGUGGCCAGUUUGUACUCAGACAAGGUGCAGAGGAUUGCAUUAGCUAUAACAUCAAGUAGGGCAUUAUGCUUCAAAUUCGGCUACUCCUCUGAGAGCUGUCCUCCAAAACUUCAGGCCUAUUCAGUCAAGACUGGGACAGAUGUGGGGAUAAAGUGAACCAGGGCGAGUACUCAGAAGGAAGGAAGGAAAACUAAAGUCGUUGGAGGUAACAACUCAAUAGAGAAUAUUUUAUGAAGACCAAAAUGUCUGGCAUGUGUUUACUUGAUUAGCACUAUCAAAUAGCUGCUGGUUAUCAGGAACUCUGAUAACUUUGGGGAUUUUAGCAGAGUGCAAAUCAAUGCAGUACCCGGCCAUGCAAAGUUUAGUCUAAUGAGGACAACAGUGAUAUCCUAGAAGUAAAGCCACACUGACUAAACAGAGUGUGUUUAGGAUUAUGGAACAGUGAGACUUCUAAUUUUGUGUGAUUUUUAGUGGUUACUCUUAUAAUUACAGUAGAUUUUAAUUGCUCAUAAAAUCCUAAUGACAUUUUAAAAAAUUUGUUACUUUGAAGGAUUUGAUACACUCAAUAUAUAUAUAAUAUAUAUGACAUAUAACAUAUAUCAUUUAUAUGAUAUGAUAACCAUAUAUAUGGUUACAUUUAUUACUGAGCAAUAUCUACAGCAAAAUAGAGAGUUCUAUUUCGUCCAGCUGGCUGAAUACCAUACCUGCUCCCCAAACCAGAAAUAGAAUUCUACUAUGAAAGAAACAGUUUAUACUUCUACUAAGUGCAUUAAAGUAGCUUUAUAAAGUUCCCGUGACAUUGACUUUGUAUAAAGUUUUCUUUUUUAAGUAGGGCAACAACAUACUUUGUAAAAGAUAUUAGAGACUUUAAAAAAGAUUAGUUGCUCUUUAAAUUCAAUUUUAAAGCAUGCAUUUGUUUGCCUAAGGUUAAGGAAAAAAAAAAACCCAAAGUUGCUACUUAAGGACACGAUAAAAACGUCCAAGGUGGCAUGAGUUAUUCAUGGCUGUGUGCACCUGCACACCAAGCUUCAAUGUUUUACACAAAAAUGAAGGAUUAUAGAAAUAGCACAGUUGUGCCUUUCUGGCUGAAAUCAGUGGUUAGAUGCAGGAGAAGGUUUGUCUACUCAUGUGGCCCUAGGAGUGAUGAUGCUUCCUGUCUGACCUGUGAAAAAUCCGUGCCAGGAAAACCAGCCCUUGAGUUUGCUCCUGAGAAAGAACUGUCAUGAAGCCAGUCACUGCAACUUUCCUAUCAUGAUGAGCCCGUUACUAUACAUGAGCUCUGAAAAAUUAUAUACUACCUUCAUUUUCUACUUAUUUUACUUAAAAUCAAGUACCUUGUAAUUCUGAAAUUAGACAUUAUUUUAAUAGACCUCAGAAAAAUACAUUUCCAAGAUAGCUUAUAGGUUGUAUAUAUAUGUAAGCAGCUCAAAAGAUUAAGCCAUUGGUUGCAUUGGUAUAAUUACAACUAGGCAUGCUAAUGUAUUUUGUUAUAUUCCUUUUUAAAUUAAUAUUGUACAGAAUAGGAUCCUCUGAAGUAGGCAAUAUUUUGUUUACCAAGAUGAAGAGGAAGCUUUUGUAGCUAGUUUUCUUUUUUAAAAUAAAUAAAAAUAUAUGUACCUUAUUUACAUUUCAUUUUGAAAUGUUAGUAGUUAAAAACUACUAGUAUAUAUGAGUAUAAAAUAUUCAUCCAGUAAUAUAAAAUUAUCAUUGGUGCAGAAUCAUGAAAAAGAUCACAAAGCCACUUUCUGAACCUACCUUAUUCUUCAGAAAAAUAUCUUGACUUUGAAGGACAAGUGGAGGUAAGAAAGAGAUAAAUGCAUGUUUAGUCACAGCAAUGAAGCAAUGGGUACCAGAUGUUAAAUGCUGGGACAUUUCAAAUCGUUCCAAAAUACAAUCCAGAUUUUGAGAAACUGCUUUUAAAAUGCCUGAUACUAUUUGGGAUGAACACAGUUUGGGUGGUUUACACCAAUGGUUGUUUCAGCUACUGAGACAUGGAAUUGUCACUUCUUGAAUCUUUAUUUACCACAUUAACUUCGCAAAGCUGUAUGAAUAAAAGGAGGAAAUUAUACGACAUAAAGUCCUUACCCUUUAAGUUGUUUGUAGUACUACAGCUUCCUAAUACAUGCACCGCAUUGCUAACUAAUGAAAAUAUUCAGACCUUACAAAAUUCAGACCAAAUGAUCCUAUACAUCUAUAUCGUGGUCAAUGAGGCGGUUACAGUUCACUGACUUGGAAUUCUGUAGGAAUAGAUCCUGUGUAAAGAAUACAAAUCUAAAAAGCCUAAUUCUGUAGUUGCUUCCUUCUCUGUAUACACACAGAUUUAAAAUUAAUCCAGUCCAAACUAUAGUACUUCAGUUCUACUGGAUCUCAAGCUGGGGUCUUUAUGUAACUACCAUUUUCACAGUUGUAUACUCUGGUUAGAUGCAGGUAAAAUUUGCCUAUUUUGAAAAACAGGUCAACACUUUAGAAAAGACUGGAAUUAAGUUGUUCUUGGUUGGAAAUACUGGGAAUAUAUUUUAACUAAAUUAAAUUUGUUUAGUUUUGCUUAAAAUUCCACUGAGGCAUCUGAAUGUAUCCAUCACAUUUCUAAUUUCUUGUGACUUUUGUACUACUAAACUUUCAUUUUGUUAAAACUGAUGUAUUUCCUGUGAAACCUGGGGUCUUAACAAUUAAUAAUUGUAACUAAUAAAACUACUACCAUGCCCUUGUCAAGAUCUGGAAUCAUCUUUUAUAUAUAUAUAUGUGCUUUUAUAGUGGACUUAUAUCCUGAUACACUCACCAUGGGUUUAAAACAUCCUGAUCUACUGAUUAUCAUUGUUCAGCAAGUCAGUGCUAUAUGCAGAGUACCAGUUGCAGAGUACCAGUUGCUUGGUGGCAUGAUCACAUGAAUCACUGGGAGCUGCAACCUGUUUCCCCUGCCUGGAAAUGGAAUAGUGCUACAGAAUAUGUGAGUAGUCCAGGAAGAUGACUUGAAGUGCAGAUGCAACUAAAUGUAUAUGACUUUCACACUACUGAAAAGAAAAAAAUAGUAAAACACUAUAAUCCAG